Molecule: messenger RNA, 972 nt
Organism: Aspergillus melleus
Lineage: Eukaryota; Fungi; Ascomycota; Eurotiomycetes; Eurotiales; Aspergillaceae
Exons: 4
Coding region: 1-972 (323 amino acids)
Source: RefSeq, a predicted model, not a curated record
AUGUCAGAGUACAACCGCUACACUACAGGGGAGCAAGUUGCCUCCGAUUGCCGCUCCUCAAUCGAAAACAAAACCGUCUUAAUCACCGGCGUCACAUCCGGCGGGCUGGGCGCUGGAUUCGCAACCGUCAUCGCCCCAUACAGACCGUCACUAAUCAUACUAGCUACAAGAAACAUAUCCAAAGCCGAAGAAACAGCUCAAGAGAUAAAGUCUGCAGCUCCGUUCGUCACGACUCGAAUUCUGGAGCUGGACCUCAACUCCCAAACCCAGAUCCGGAAAGCAGCGAAGGAAGUGCUCUCGUACAAGGAGCACAUCGACGUCCUCGUUAACAAUGCCGGUGUUAUGGCUCCGCCGUUUCGGCUCACGGAAGAUGGCCUGGAGAGCCAAUUCGGCGUUAACCACAUCGGACAUUUCUUGUUCACGAAUCUGAUCAUGGGCAAGCUGGUCGCGCCUGGAAAAAGCGCGCGGGUUGUGAAUGUGUCAAGCGAUGGGCAUCGAAUGGGACCCAUCCGGUUUGAAGACUGGAACUUUGAUGAUGGAAACACAUACGAUCCCUGGCUGGGAUAUGCGCAGGCUAAGACGGCUAAUAUGCUCUUUUCUAUCUCUUUGGCUCUGAAGUUGGGAAAGGUUGGCCUCAUCUCGGUUAGCCUGCAUCCCGGGGUGAUCGACACAAAUCUAUUGAGAUACGAUGUGGACGCGUCUCUUCAAGCAAUAAUAAAAUGGGACAAGCUGCAAGGAAAUCGUUCUUACUGGAAUGGGUUCAAAUGGAAGUCCAUGUCUCAGGGUGUGGCAACCCAUGUCUUUGCCGCGUUCCAUGAUAUGGUUUCACCUACUGAGAACAACGGCAGCUUCCUGUCAGACUCGGCUGUUGUUCCUCCAGAAGAAAUCCGGUGCUGGGCCAGAGACGAGAUAGAGGCCGAGAAACUGUGGCGAUUGAGUGAGAAAAUUGUGGGAGAAAGGUUCCACUACUGA